Molecule: messenger RNA, 450 nt
Organism: Racocetra fulgida
Lineage: Eukaryota; Fungi; Glomeromycota; Glomeromycetes; Diversisporales; Gigasporaceae
Source: the annotation of a GenBank genome assembly
AUGAAUAUCACUUCGUCGUCAAACAGUGAAAUUGGUAUUGGUUUCUUGGUAGGAGGCUCUCUUCUAGUCGCUUUUCUGGGAACUGCUGGAAUUACACUGGCGUGUCUUUAUUAUCGCAGAGAAAAAGGUUUGGGUGGUUCCCUGUCUGAUAAAGAAAAGAAUAAUCGUAUCAUCCAUCAUUCUUUUAGUAAUUCUGUAUUGAUGUCGCCUGCGUCUGAAUCUUAUGGAGAUUCUUGGGACAAUUAUAUAGCUUAUAUUACUAUGAUACCAGAGAGGCCCUUUGGUCUCCAUUGUGAACUUGAUGAAAAACGAGUAUCAAAACAGACCCACGAAUCAGAGUCGCUUGCGUCUGUCAAUAUCAGUAAUACCAAUAUCAAUAAUAACACUAAUGUUGAUGAUGAUAAAAUUUUUUGUGAAGAAACUGUAGAUAAAAAUCACGCCGAAAAAUAA